Messenger RNA from Kockovaella imperatae, 2436 nucleotides. RefSeq lists its product as hypothetical. Gene Ontology annotation, biological process: carbohydrate metabolic process. Gene Ontology annotation, molecular function: UDP-glycosyltransferase activity; hexosyltransferase activity. The record is from RefSeq and is a predicted model, not a curated record. Lineage: Eukaryota; Fungi; Basidiomycota; Tremellomycetes; Tremellales; Cuniculitremaceae. The coding region runs from base 1 to 2436 and encodes 811 amino acids. The transcript is spliced from 14 exons.
AUGCCGGAGAAUCUUUCAAGCACAUCGCAUUGGAAGGACGAGAAGGGACAGAGCCCAGGAGCAUUUGUCAAUUUGUCAGAUCCCCUGUUUCCGUCACAUCUCUCUGGACCGCAAGUUUCCGCAGAUAUCAGUGUCGAUGAUGAUACAGGUCUAAUCAAUGUCAAGAUUGGCACAAGCUGCGAUCCGCCUCCAGCAUACCUGCGCCAGCUCGAGAUACCCAACGAAUCGUCUUCUAGUCCCCAAAGACCUUUGAACCGCGGCCUCCAAGUGCCACGCAUGAACCUCGUAAUUUUCAUCGUAGGAUCGAGAGGCGAUGUUCAGCCAUACGUAGCUCUAGCGUUGAGCCUAAUCAAAGGCCACGGUCACUGUGUGCGGAUCGCGACCCAUGGGGAAUUUCGAGACCUGAUCGUAACCGCGGGCCAGAAAGUUGAUGGCAAGUUGCAAUUCUUUGAUGUGGGAGGAGACCCCAAGGAGUUGAUGGCAUUCAUGGUGAAGAACCCGAAGCUGAUGCCUGGCUUCAAGUCGCUCACCAACGGAGACAUUUCGCGAAAGCGGAAGAUGGUAGCGACCAUGUUGAAAGGAUUUUUGCAUUCCACAUUCUUCCCCGACCCCUUGACAGGUGAAGCUUUUGCAGCAGAUGCAAUCAUAUCGAAUCCACCUGCAUUCGCCCACAUUCACGUUGCUCAGGCCUUGGGAAUACCGUUACAUAUGUCAUUUACUAUGCCAUGGACAGCCACAACUGCAUUCUCUCACCCUCUCGUCAAUACCGGGGGUGACGAAGCGGGGAAUCAGGCCCUCUCCAACUACUUAUCUUAUGAGCUUGCAGACAUGCUGAUGUGGCAGGGACUGUCAGAUGUCGUCAAUGACUUUCGGAGGAAGCGACUCCUGCUCUCACCCCUGUACCGUCGAAACGCCAUGGAGCUCAUUGAAAAUCUUCGCGUGCCAUGGACAUAUUGCUGGAGUCAGGGUCUAUGUCCAAAGCCUAGCGGCUGGAGAGCGAAUAUUGAGGUUACUGGGUUUUAUUUCGAUGAGGAGGAGGAAAUCCACUACAGUCCUCCAGAAGAGGUGGCCAAGUUUCUCGAGAGCGGAGAGCCUCCCAUAUACAUUGGUUUCGGGAGCAUUGUAGUCAAAGAUGCGGAGGCUUUGACUGACCUGAUCGUCAAAGCUGUCUCCGCGACAGGGCGACGCGCCCUCAUUUCUUCUGGUUGGGCAGGGUUGGGAAAAGAUCUGGCUUCCGUUCCAAAGAACAUUCUCUUCUUUCAAGGUGGCAUACCUCACGACUGGCUCUUUGCCAACGGCAAGAUCGCGGCGGUGUGUCAUCACGGAGGUGCUGGCACCAGCGCCGCCGGUUUGCGGCAUGGUCUACCGACGAUCGUUGUCCCCUUCUUUGGCGAUCAACAGUUCUGGGGACAAGCGGUACAUCGUAUUGGAGCGGGGCCAGCUCCCAUCCCCGCCGCACAAAUCACCGCAGAAGCCUUGUCAAGUGCUAUCGAGAUAGCUCUACUUCAUGAAACUCGCCAGGCUGCGGGAGCUGUACGGGAUAAGAUCAGAAACGAGAAUGGGACCGACAGGGGCGUGGACGCAUUUCACAGGAAUUUACCGAUCGAGAAGAUGAGAUGCGACAUCAAGCCAGAUCGUGCAGCGGUGUGGUUCGACACUGAGACUCAUCUCAAGCUCUCUGCCGUUGUGGUGGCCGUUUUGCUGGCUGAGCAGAAGAUUGAUCGCAAACAGCUGCGGCCUUACAGACCGGUCGAGAUAUCCACUGACAAACACCAACGUGAUGCCAUGUCUCAGUCUCUCGCCUCAUCUACUCGUCUAGCGACAAUGGCCGCCGAAGGGUCGGCAAAGCUCUUCAUUCGUCCGCAAGAGGGCUUGCGGACCAUAUUCUGGGAGCUCCCAAAAUCCUCGGUGCAGAUCAUCGGAGACCUGCAAACAGGAUUCGCCAAUACCCCUCGUCUCCUUGGAUCAGACUGGCGCGAAAGCGGAUCAAUCACAGAUGUCAAGUCUGGAUUCAGGGAAGCUGGAAUUGGACUCGGAUAUGGUGUUCUCGACGCAGUCACGGGGAUAGUCACGGAACCUAUCGUCGGGUUCAAGCGAGAGGGAGUCGUUGGAGUGGCGAAAGGUGUCGGCAGGUCUUGGUUGAAUUUGAUAAGUCGACCAGCAGCAGGAGCACUGGGACUCUUCACACUGCCUGCAGUCGGUCUCGCACGCCAGAUCCGCAGUGCAGGGAGUUCCGCGAUCGAUGAUGUGUUGAUAAAUCCGAGAUUGGAUCAAGGAAAGAGGGAAUUGAGUGAUCUCACCGACCAGGAGCUUGUCGAUAUCGUGUCUGCCUACGACACGCUGCGAAGCGGUACAAGGUCACGCAGAAAAGCUCAAAGUGACAGAUCGUAUAGACCGUUGCUUCUAGGAGAGCUCAGUGGCUUUCAGAAACGAUAG